GUUAGAAGCAGUGAAAUGGUAUUUGUGGAAGCUGCAGUAUCUGUGUAUUUGUUACUAUCAAGUUGGUAUCUGUUCCCAGAGCAAGCUAGGGCCCCAAGCAACCACGGUGGAAGCGCAUACAAUGGAGAUUCACAAGUUUUAUAUUGGGCAGAUGCAAGUUCUGAAAUCGCAUUUGUUGUACCGACGCGGUGUUGUGAACAUGAUGUAUCACCACAGUUUGAUUCAUCAUCAGAAUCAACAAAUGUGUCUGGUCAAGCCUGGUUUGAACGCAGUAUCUCAGACAGUACAGGAAAUGUAGGUCGAAGCACUGAGAAGACUCGAACUUUGUCAUUAGACCUGGACAAGCCUUCUGCCUCAUCGUCUGCGGGCACCAAUGGAUCAGGUCGAAGACAAGCAGGCGCUAUUCGUCAUUCGCCUCCACCUCAUUCCAACACCAAAGUUCUUGUCUUCUGGACAGAGAGCUUUGAGGAUCAGUUGCAGUUUCCAUUAGCUGACUUGCUGCGAGCCACCACCACAGGUCUCGAAGGCGGCAGUGGCAGAGUACCAGACGAACGUGACUGCUUUCUUAUAUGCCUGCAUGCCUUGGCCAGUGGACUGUUUCGAGUAAAACUUCAGGGCCCUGCAGGUGGUCGGACAAGCAUUGCAACACCUCUAGUCGAUGGAAUGGUCGUAAGUCGACGGGCUCUUGGCUCCAUGGUACGCCAGACUGCACUGAACAUGUGUCGUCGCAGGAGACUUGAUAAUGACAGUUAUCAACCACCUCAUUUACGACGACGCAUCAAGGUACAAGAACUAGUUCAGAAAUACCGAUGUCAGCUGAGCUACCCUGAAUUGCUUACAUACCUGUUUAGUGACCCACCCACUUAGUCGACUGACAACUCAGGUUGCUUAGUACCUCAUACUGAAUGUUGAAAUAUGUGAAGAAAGACGCUUCCACAUUUAAACAACAGUCAACUUAUAUUUUCAUUAUUUUUAUUGGUAUUUUGGUAUAGAACAUGUGUUCUCAACCUGUGAACAGUAAGUAAAAUGUAAAGCUAUCCCUGUAACAGGCUGUGAAGACCCAUAGGGUUUUGAGACGUUGAGGGUCCCACA
This is a messenger RNA of Cryptotermes secundus, 1092 nucleotides long. Its product is annotated as ral GTPase-activating protein subunit beta-like. Gene Ontology annotation, molecular function: GTPase activator activity. The record is from RefSeq and is a predicted model, not a curated record. Lineage: Eukaryota; Metazoa; Arthropoda; Insecta; Blattodea; Kalotermitidae. Bases 16 to 867 code for a protein of 283 amino acids. Gene Ontology annotation, biological process: activation of GTPase activity; regulation of small GTPase mediated signal transduction. The transcript has 4 exons.